Messenger RNA from Prorocentrum cordatum, 449 nucleotides. NCBI's taxonomy places the organism in Eukaryota, Dinophyceae, Prorocentrales, Prorocentraceae. The record is from the annotation of a GenBank genome assembly.
CCCCGGCUCGGCCAGGGGGGGGGCUCCGACCGAGCGGGGCGAGCGCUCGUCGUGCGGGCAUGGCAUCCUCUGCCUACACUAUGACUUCGCGGAGGUCUCGUGGUUUUGGUCGCAGCUGAGCGUCGCUGAUCCCCAUGUCGUUGGAGUGUGCUCGCAAGGUCCACGACUGGUACCUCACACACGGGAAGAAAGACGCCAGGAAAGCGAUGCCCGGCCAAUCAUUCCUCAGGUACAACCCUCAAGAUCCAGUGAUGCCUGGCUCGCUGCGGGCACCGCCGCUGCGCUUCGAGAACCCGCUAGGUGUCGGCGUGGGCGGCGGCACAUCGACAUUGCCAGGAGCUUUCAAGCGUGGUGACCUGCGAGGGAGUCUAUCAGAGCCCGCUCUACAUGGCUCCGAGGCGGGCUCCCCGUCGGUAUCUCGCCGGCCAACCUCGGGCGGGCCGAUCUAG